Molecule: messenger RNA, 909 nt
Organism: Dunckerocampus dactyliophorus (ringed pipefish)
Lineage: Eukaryota; Metazoa; Chordata; Actinopteri; Syngnathiformes; Syngnathidae
Gene: rbm8a
Product: RNA binding motif protein 8A
Exons: 6
Coding region: 49-570 (173 amino acids)
Biological process (GO): RNA splicing
Cellular component (GO): exon-exon junction complex; cytoplasm; nucleus
Molecular function (GO): mRNA binding
Source: RefSeq, a predicted model, not a curated record
AUGUGGUUACAAGCGUAGCUCUCACUGUCGCGCGCACACACACAGAACAUGGCGGACGUACUGGAGCUCCACGAAGCGGGAGGCGAGGACUUUCCUAUGGAUGAGGAUGAAAGCAUCCACAAGUUGAAGGAGAAAGCCAAAAAAAGGAAAGGACGAGGCUUUGGUUCUGAUGAAGGUGCCAGAUCCCGAAUGAAAGAGGACUAUGACACUGUGGAGCAAGAUGGGGAUGAGCCAGGCCCUCAGAGAUCUGUGGAGGGCUGGAUCCUGUUUGUGACUGGCGUGCAUGAAGAGGCCACGGAAGAAGACAUCCACGACAAGUUCUCUGAGUUUGGAGAGAUCAAGAACCUGCACCUCAACCUGGAUCGCAGAACAGGCUACCUCAAGGGUUACGCUCUGGUCGAGUACGAGACGUACAAAGAGGCCCAGGCUGCCAUGGAAGGCCUCAACGGCCAGGACAUGAUGGGCCAGCCUAUCAGCGUGGAUUGGGGCUUUGUCCGAGGGCCACCUAAGAACAAGCGGAGGACCGGUGGACGUCGACGCAGCAGAAGCCCCGACAGGCGGCGGCGUUAAAGGACAUGUCCUUGACACAUGGCCGUCUUCUCAUAAAGAAUAUUUUGUGUUUCCCUCCCCCCCCCUUUUUUUUUUAAAGCAUUUCUCAUGGUCUCAAUUGAUUAGAUUAGAGGAUAACUUCAAGGUGGAGGUUGGCUUAAAAAGUCAGUAACAGCAAUUUUUGUAUUUUGCUAAAGCUGCUGUAGAAAGCGCCAGAAGGAUCUCCAGUCAACCAUACCGGUUAAACAUUGGCCAUACAUGUUGUGACUCUUCAUUUCCUGUUAAUCUCUGUGUAUGCGUUUUAUUGUGCCAGACUGUUUUUGUUUUAUAUGACUUUGGCAACAUUAAAUUUUUUUUAAA